AGUGGAGACCCUCCUAGCGCCGCUGCCAUGGGAACCUGGUGAGCUGCGGGCACUGUAGGACCAGUUUUUUGGGGGUCUCGGUGGGUGAACCAUGGACAGCACCCGGCAACAGCAGCAGGUCACCGCAACUCAUAGACUGCCCGGGCACCCGGAGAGCGACGGCGACAACGAUGUCUUUCUGCCAGAGGGGAGUGCGGCUCCUGCUAAUCAAUUUUUGAAUGAAUUGCCAAGCUACCAGUCCCUUCUAAGAAGAAAACCCUCUAACUAUGGGACUCUAGAAAGACGCAGAAGUACCCGACGAUUGACAACUUCUCUGUCGCGUGAGCCAAGUCGUGUAGGCUCCAUCCAUGAAGAACCAAGCAUUCCCCUACGUGACUAUGCAUUAAGUAUCCAAGACAAAAGAAAAAUAAGGGAUAGUCAAACAUCACGCACUCCAUACACCAAUGGAUGGAAUCAAUGGAGAGAGAGCAGCUGGAAUCAAGCAAGAAGAUACAAGGAUGACAUUUCAGCUUUAUUCUCCUAUUUAAAGCUGUGGCAAAGUAAUAUUAACAGCAUUGAGGGUAAAUUUGGCACGGGUAUUGGAUCAUACUUCUCCUUCCUCAGAUUUCUGGUACUACUGAAUCUUGUGAUCUUCAUUCUGAUGUUUAGUUUCACCACGUUGCCCGUUGCGAUUUCCAAACAAGGCAUUUUCAACAGCAGCCAAAUUAUUCCAGCCGCCACUGAUGUCUCCUGCACAAUCUACUCACCUGCUGGUCAAGGGCUUCUGUAUUUCUAUAAAAAUAUCAUAGAUCUGCUUUCUGGAACGGGUUUCCUUGAACUCACAUAUCUAUUCUAUGGUUAUUAUACUGUAGAGUCUGUCACUGUUUAUGUCUUCAGCUACAGUUUGCCUCUUGCCUAUGUGCUCGUCACAAUUUCCUACCUGUUUUUGAGUGUUAUUUGGAUAGUUAAACGGGCUGUAGAAGGCUUUAAACUGAGUCUUGUGAACAACGAAGAUAGGUUUCAGAGCUAUUGCAAUAAAAUCUUUGCAGGCUGGGAUUUCUGCAUUGCCGACGUGCAGUACGCUCGAUUGAAACACAGCAGUUUGCACCAUGAGCUAAAGACGGACUUGGCAGAGGAAAGGAUACGCCAAAGGAAAGACAAAAGAACAAGAGGAGAAACCAUUCGUAUCUGUUCCUUACGGCUGUUUUUAAAUAUAAUUGUUAUUGCAGUUUUGGGGGGCUGCUUUUAUGCAGUUUACGUGGCCACCACCUAUUCACAAGAGCAUAGUAACAGUGUGGGACCACAACAAACAAAUGCCAUCAACCUGCUCGUAGAAUACCUUCCAUCUAUCGUAAUCACCAUUGCAAACUUUGUAACGCCUCUUAUCUUUGAAUCAAUCGUGCGUUAUGAAGACUACUCGCCAGCCUUUGAAAUCAGGUUUACUUUAAUAAGGUGUGUGUUUGUCCGGUUAGCCAGCAUCGCUGUACUCCUGAUCACCCUUUGGUCUCAGAUCACCUGCCAAGACGAGACCUGCAGCCCGUGCGGAUAUAACAACAAUCUGUACCCUUGCUGGGAAACUCGAGUUGGGCAGGAAAUGUAUAAACUGAUGAUUUUCGACUUUUUAAUAAUUUCAGCAGUGACUCUUUUUGUGGAAUUUCCGAGGAAAUUGAUCGUUACAUACUGCUCAUGGAAACCGGCUAAAUGGUGGGGCCAGCAAGAGUUUGAGAUUCCUCAGAACGUGUUAGAGAUUGUCUAUGGGCAGACCAUUUGCUGGAUUGGAACCUUUUACGCUCCUCUUCUGCCAGCCAUUGCAACAGUCAAAUAUUUCAUUAUCUUUUACAUCAAGAAGAUAAGUCUUAUGGAAAAUUGUAGACCUUCAUCCAGGCCUUUCCGUGCAUCCAGCUCCAAAUUCUUCUUCCAAGUGAUACUGCUGAUAGGGCUAGUCUUGGCAUGCAUUCCCGUGGGACUCGGACUUGCUUAUGUACCAUCAUCUAAAGCAUGUGGACCAUUUAUGAACUUUAUUACCUCUUGGGAGAUUAUACCAGUCACUAUAAAAACCUUCCCAGUUGGCCUGCAGAAUUUAAUCAACGUCCUUGCUUCGGAAUCAUUUGCUGUUCCCUUUUUCCUGCUGUCAUGUCUUGUCUUGUUCUAUGUCAUUGCUCUGGCUGGAGCACAUAAGAAAGUUGUGCAUCAGUUGCAGGAACAGUUAACUAUGGAAAGCCGGGAUAAACUUUUUCUGAUCAGACGACUGGCUGAAGCUCAGGGUUUUAAGGCCUAAUGCUCCCCAAUGGCAUCCACAGAUUUUUUUUAUUUUACAUUUUUUUAGGGCACUUGCACUUACUGAAGGUGGAGGGAUUCAUAUGCAUUGAAUCAAAUGCAGCAGUGAAGAGAAAAUAUUAACGUUACAAUUUUCUCUUACCUCCUCUUAUUUUUCAUAGGAAAACCCAAACACUAACAGUGUCACUGAAAAAUUCAGCACAUGUUGGGGCUGUCUUCUUUAGAAACACACUUUUUAUUUUGUUUUCUUGUUCUUAAGCGACUAUAACAGACCUGUGCUGGAAAAUAUGUUGACAUGGGUCAGAUAGACUAAUUUGAAGAUUGUACUUAUUAGUUAGCAUUAAAGUUUCGGUGUUGUGAAUGCAUGACAUUAAGUGUUAAGGACUCCUCUAGCUAUCUUAAAAUGUAAAUGACUGAUUUUAAAGUAAUAAUAGGUUAUGAGAAUUUAAAUGGAGUCAACUGUAUGUGUGUAUUUUUUUUGUAUGUUUACCUUUAAGUGUAGAAUAUUGUGUUUUAGGUCAAUGUUGUUGCAAAUAAAAGCUCUCCAUUUUUAUUUAGUGGUUUUGAAUUAGAUUUGGGUUCUUUAUGUAGGCAAUACUGUUUUACUCAAAUUAUACCUCUCCUGGAACUUGAAUAAUGAUCAUGGAUAUACGUUCAUGAUAAAAUAACUUACAUGGUUUAAAAUGCACAAAUAACAUUCUCCAGUUUAUGCAAUAAUAAAAACCUAAGACAUAGCUCUAUCUCACCAGUCUCAAAAUUCCACAAAGGAGUGAGACAGUCUGUACGGGCAUUUGGUUAUAUAUCUAUAACCUAGAAUGUACUGUAUAAGAUUCUAUGUAUUUUAAAAUAUGUGUAAAUGUAGCAAGCAUUAAUCAAAAGGAAUGGAAGGUG
Molecule: messenger RNA, 3147 nt
Organism: Pelobates fuscus (common spadefoot toad)
Lineage: Eukaryota; Metazoa; Chordata; Amphibia; Anura; Pelobatidae
Gene: TMC7
Product: transmembrane channel like 7
Exons: 16
Coding region: 92-2257 (721 amino acids)
Cellular component (GO): plasma membrane
Molecular function (GO): mechanosensitive monoatomic ion channel activity
Source: RefSeq, a predicted model, not a curated record